AUGGAACCGGUGUCGAUAUCCUUACGUCCAAAGAUCAUCCUGAUCGAUCGUAGUAUAGACCACCUCAUUGAUAUCGUCGUGUUGUUCGACGUUGACGCUCUGAUUGGCGGUUGCAAUUUUCAGCUGACCGACGACGGCCAACAGGUGAGCCAAAACACCACCGUCAACAAGUGGGAUCAAGAGGUACAAACGAGUCCAGAACGUGCAUUCUCCUGCUCCACUGCUGCCCAGUCCACCCGCUCGCUGCCUUCCAUAAAUACGGUAGCCGGCGCAGGAGCGAACUGUGCGAGGCUUGACGAGCAGAUCCGCCGCCGGCAGACCGACCGACCGACCGACAAGCAGGAGUCGUCGUCGUCGUCUAGUCGACGAAGACUACCGGGUCGAUACUCGGCGGUUGGCGGGAUAUGA
This is a messenger RNA of Soboliphyme baturini, 408 nucleotides long. The record is from the annotation of a GenBank genome assembly. NCBI's taxonomy places the organism in Eukaryota, Metazoa, Nematoda, Enoplea, Dioctophymatida, Soboliphymatidae.